GUUUUCAGAUUUCUCUUCUUCACUUACCUAACGUUCCUUUCUAUGCACACACCAAACACUUUACUGAUCCAAUAACCAUGUUUGAUCCUUUCACCACCUGCUUCACUUUCCUCCUCCAUCACAAUCCCAUCGACAGACAGACAAGAUCAAGACAGCCUCGCAGAUCAUCAUCAUUUUUCUCUUCCAAUUCUUUCAGCAGGGACGACCACAACGGCAAAGAAGCCAUCGUAAGUGUGUCUAACCAGUUCAAGCAAGUUUUCAAGCUCAUUGACGCUAAUGGCGACGGCAAAAUAUCAGCCUCCGAGCUCAGCCACGUCCUCGCAUGCCUUGAAAACGCAGAGAAGAAGAAGAAGAAGAAGAAGAAGAAGAAGAAGGAAUUGGCUGAGAAAGAAGCUGAAGGGAUAGUGAAAGUUUUGGACUUUAACGGAGACGGGUUCGUGGACUUGGAUGAGUUCAUGAUGGUGGUGAUGAAGGAAGAGGAAGAAGAUGCAGAAGAAGAAGAAGGAGAGCUGAGGGAUGCGUUUCUGAUAUAUGACAGUGAUCGGAACGGUCUGAUAUCGGCGAAGGAACUGAGAAGAGUGAUGCUGAGUUUGGGGUGGAGGGAUUGCAGCGUUGGAGACUGCAAGAAGAUGAUCGGAGCCGUUGAUCUGAACGGAGAUGGGUUUGUGGAUUUUCAUGAGUUCCGAUCAAUGAUGAGGUCUAGUUCUGUUACUGUACUUUCCAAUCGGCAUCAUUGAAAGGUUUUUCCCCCUGUAGUUUUUUACGUUAUCUCUUCUUUUUCCCAAAGAUGUUUCUGUGAAUUUGAAGUAUAUAGUGGCAAUCUAUUUUAGGAAAA
Messenger RNA from Prosopis cineraria, 835 nucleotides. Its product is annotated as probable calcium-binding protein CML23. The transcript has a single exon. NCBI's taxonomy places the organism in Eukaryota, Viridiplantae, Streptophyta, Magnoliopsida, Fabales, Fabaceae. The coding region runs from base 78 to 737 and encodes 219 amino acids. Gene Ontology annotation, molecular function: calcium ion binding. The record is from RefSeq and is a predicted model, not a curated record.